ACCGCACCGGGCCACAAUGGACGGGCGCCGUGCCGCUUGCGUUCGUUCCUGUCGCUGUUGCUGUCGUUGCUGCUGUGGUUGCUGCUGUCGUUGUUGUUGCCGGCGAAGAGAUAGAGGUUCGGUUCGGUUCGGUGCGAUGCGAUGAGGUUCGAAAUUUCAUUCCCGUCUCGUCUCCACGAAUCAUGUCUUUGGUUGUGUCUCUGUCUCUUUGGUUGUGUCUCUGUGAUUGUGGUUGUGAUUGUUGGCCACGCGCACGAAUCGAUUCGAUGCAGAUUCGAUCCUCUUCCGCAAUAUCUCCCUCCGGCGAGGCGGGCGUUGGCAUUGCAUGAAUGUUUGCGAAACAGAAACACAAACACAAUCAGAAACACAAACACAAUCAGAAACACAAACACAGGGAUCGUGCGUUCGUCCACCAUCCAUUGAUUUUACUAAUUUUACACCGAUCCGAGACGGAAGAUCACAUCGCCCGCAGGGAGAGCAGAGGCCUUGCAGCAACGAAGGAAGGAAGUGUGGAAGUUCGGGCCGGGUUAACAUUCUCUCGUCGCCGGGUCUGUUCGCGAAUCCAAUUCGGAGUAGCCUUCGAGUGUUAGCACCUACGGUCUGGAUGCUAGCACUGGAUUAGAUUGGAUGCUUUAAGCUUCGACAGAGGGAGCUGGAACGACCACAAGGCCACCGUCGUCGGCGGCAUCAACCGAAGCAUCAACCGAAGCAUCGAUCCUUCCCCGGCCGAUGGACCCGGCGUUUCGUCACCCGGAUUAUCUCCGGCGGCGACAACAAGCCCCGCCCAGCAGAGGACCGCACACCGCCGUGUCGGUGUCGGUCUCGGUGUCGAUGGAACCCCCACAAUACCAACCACAACCAAAAACCACCAAAACAACCACAACCCCGCCGCUUUGGGCGUCAAUGCCCUUGCGCAAUGCACCCUGCUUGCCCCCGCACCGUGCAUUACGAGCCUAUUACGAUCGGCAAGCCGCGACCACAGCCCCACCGCGUUGGGCGUCAAUGCCCUUGCGGGAUGCACCCUGCUUGCCCCGUUCCCACCUUGCGAUACGAGCCUAUUACGAUCGGCACGCCACGACCACACCCCCACCGCGUUGGUCGUUGAUGCCCUGGCGCAAUGCACCCUGCUUGCCCCGGUCGCACCGUGGACGCAAGGCCACUCCGUUCGUCGUGGAUCGAAACGGAGGGGCCGAGGCCUUUUCCGAACGAAGAGGCGGGAGGAACAAUCCCAUCGUCGUGGAUCCGGAAACGGACCCUUUGGUUCCACCCCCCCCCGGAGGCAGCAGCCACCGCAACACACACAAACAUCGAGGGGUGAUUCCCAUCGAUUUGACGCGGUCUCCCCCACGGGGAGACACCAACACCUCUUGGAAACAGAAACCGCGGGGAAAGAAGAGUGGCGGCGGCGGUUGCGUCGUCGAUCUAUCGCAUUUGUCGUGCGAGGAAGACGCCGGCGAAGGGAUCGCUCUCGAACCCCUUUCGUCGUCGUCUCGGAAAGGGUCCCACCGAAAGCACCUUGCCCCCCCAAAAGGUCCUCCGAGAAAGCAUGCUUCCGCGGGCAGGCGGGCGGGCAAGACAGGGAAGGCCACCGGUGUCCGUGCCGGUGCCGAUGCCCUCUCGAACGAACCACCCGCCGGGACCGCCGCGGCAAGGGCGACCGAUUCCAAACCAGCAACGGCUGCCACGAAUGCCACGAAUGACUCUGCAUCAGCCUCUGCCUCUGCCUCCACCGAGGGCCACCGAAACGACCACCGUGCGGGCGAAAAAGACCCGGCUCGGAAGGCUUCCGGAGAACCCGAAACGGCCAAGGGUUUGGAGCCGCGCGGGGCCGAGCGGAAACGAAGCAAACCAGAGGGGGACGCGGUGGGGAAGACGACGAGGAGGAGGAGGAGACGGACGCUUCCCAUGGCAAUGGGAACAAGGGGCGGACGCAACCACAAGGAUAUUACCGGGGCAUCGCGAUCGGGACCGACGACACGAUCCAUGGCCAAGGCUCGGAUCUCUCCAAAACUUGUUUGUGCUAGCUUGUUUGCGUCACUCGAGGGAAGAAGGAAAAGGAAGGCCACCAGAGCCGGGAGGAGGAAGGGACCGAACUCUUCGGAUUGGCGGGKAAGGGKUACAUACUACGAAACUUGUCGUUCUGCUACCCGUGGCGACCAUGCGAGGAAUCCCGGAAACACGCUAGGCCUCCAUCGCAACAAGUCUUUUACACGAUUGCAAUGGAUUACGAAAGAACGAAACACGGCCGACGAUGGUUUGGGUAGGACCUGCACUGUUGUUUAUGCUAUACACAAACACAUCGUGGCUUCGAGCAAGUAUUUUCACCGACUUGUUUUCGGAGGUUACUACUCCGAAUCGCAUCGAAAGCAGAGCGAAAUCGAACUGCCGAGGCAGUUUUGUGAAUCUGGUUUGGUCUCCAUUCAGGAUUUCGAGUCAUUUCUCGAUUGGUGCUACCUGGGAAAAGUGAAAAUGACUCCAUCCAAUGCUUUGGGAAUCAUGUUUCUGAGCGACUAUUUUUGCGCGGACGGCUUGAAGACAACAACGGAAGGCUACAUCGAGCAGUUUUUGGUGUCGUGCCACAGGAAACAAACCAACCCCAAGUCACUAGGUUUGGCACAGCUCUAUCAAAACGCCAAGAUUAUCGGGAGACACGAUAUUCGAGAUGCCGUGGUAAACGUUUGCGCCCUACAUCCCUCCUUUAUGUCCAGGGAGUUCAAACUUACCGAAACGUUGCGGGACGUGGAAUUCUGGAUGGCUGUGUUCACUGCCAAAUCCAAAGGAAGAAAGCUCCGUUCCGCUACCGAGACCGAAGAAUACUGGAGCACGAUUUUUGUCGAUUUUGUUCGGCAAUAUCCCGAGGCCGUCAACGCCGAGAGUUUCAAAUUCCUCACGUCGAAGCGAUUUCUACCGAAAAUAUCGAAGUAUGCUUCCAGCUGGCUCAUGGAACAAGAGCAACGCCUCGUUUCUGGAGAACAGUCAGAAUGCAAUUCGAAGAACGAGCAGGAUGGGAUCAAUUGUCUUCAGCAACGUUGUAUCCAGGCAUUAUUUGGUUGAUUCGAUUUCUGCAAUCGUUUUAUGAACCGAUUGCGAUCCGGUGUAAAGGGAAACAAAGAAAAAAAUACUCGCCACGAAACGAUUGGAGUCCAAUACGAAACAAAACAAUGAUGCAGUUGUCUAGUAAGCUAUGUCGCCAAUUGCAAUGGCACACCAACUAGAUUCGUAGAUGCGUUAAAAAGUAAAAUCAAUUGGACAUA
Messenger RNA from Pseudo-nitzschia multistriata, 3254 nucleotides. Lineage: Eukaryota; Bacillariophyta; Bacillariophyceae; Bacillariales; Bacillariaceae. The record is from the annotation of a GenBank genome assembly.